CGCGGGCGCUGCCCGGCCCCGGCCGGCGGAGGGCGGAGCGCGCGGCGCCGUAGCCGAGGGCGCGCCGCGGAGGGGCGCACGCAGGCCGCCGGGCCUCCGGCGUGCUGGGCCGCGCUGGUGCCCGAUCGGGCAUCGGCGGCGAGAGGAGGCCGGAGACGAUCGCUGGCCGGCGACGAUAGGCGUGUAGGGUGGCCCGCAGCCCUCCGCAGGGAGAACGAACGGCGAGCUGGCAGUCGUGGCUCCGCUGGGUGUCCAGACAGGUGAUCGUUGGUGCAGCAGCGGCUCCAGACUCGCUCUGGGGUCCCUCCCGAGGCUGAUGCCCACAAAUAUGCGGAAUUACCGGCCGGGUCGCUCCUAAAGCCAGCUCCGGGGAGCGAGCGCGGCAGCGGCCAGCACGGGGAACGCACCAAGGAAGCCCAGCCCCCGCCCUCCGCCCCUUCCGUCCCCACCCCCUACCCGGCGGCCCAGGAGGCUCCCGGCGCGGCGGGCGCGCACUCCCUGUUCCUCCCCGCCGUCGUCGCCGGCGCUGCACUCUGCUCGCGCCGGGCGCGCUCCGCCGGCUCCCUGCUCUCCGCGCCACCCUCCUCCGGGCCGCGUUCCCUGAGGGAUGGUACUGAAUUUCGUCGCCACAGGAGCCCGGCUGGAGCGCCCGCCCCGCGGCCUCGCCUCCCUGCCGAGCCGCCAGCACCUCGGGACGCGAUGAAGACCUGGGCUUGCCUGCUUCUCCUCGGCUGCGGAUACCUCGCCCAUGCCCUGGCUGAGGAAGCGGAGAUUCCCCGUGAGCUGAUCGAGCGGCUGGCUCGCAGUCAGAUCCACAGCAUCCGGGACCUGCAGCGACUCCUGGAGAUAGACUCCGUAGGGGCUGAGGAUGCCUUGGCGACCAGCCUGAGAGCCCACGGGUCCCGUGCCAAGCAUGCACCCGAAAAGCGGCCUGUGCCUAUCCGUCGGAAAAGAAGCAUCGAGGAAGCCAUUCCCGCAGUCUGCAAGACCAGGACGGUCAUUUAUGAGAUACCUCGGAGCCAGGUGGACCCCACGUCUGCCAACUUCCUGAUCUGGCCCCCGUGCGUGGAGGUGAAGCGCUGUACUGGCUGCUGUAACACGAGCAGCGUGAAGUGCCAGCCCUCGAGGGUCCACCAUCGGAGUGUCAAGGUGGCCAAGGUUGAAUACGUCAGGAAGAAGCCAAAAUUAAAAGAGGUCCAGGUGAGACUAGAGGAGCACUUGGAGUGUGCGUGUGCGACCUCCAGCCUGAAUCCAGACCAUCGGGAAGAGGAGACCGGAAAGCGUAGGGAAUCAGGUAAAAAACGGAAAAGGAAAAGGUUAAAACCCACAUAAAGCACCAGACCAAGAUGUGAGGUGAGGAUGAGCCCCCCCAGCCCGCUCGGGACACGGAUGUAGUGGCGUGUUACAUUCCUGGACCUACUAUGUACGGUGCUUUAUGGCCAGUUGUGCGGUCUUUGUUCUUUUCCGUGAAAAAAAAAAAACCAACAAAAAAACAAAAAACAAAAAAAACAAAAAACUGUGUUCAAGAAUCCCCCGGAGAACAAAGAGACUGUGUCCACUCGCUCGAUGUCACAUCAAAGGAAGUAUUGUAGCACUUGGGUGGGACGGUAAGACGCUUCCUUGUCAGAAAAAGAGAGAAAAAAAAUCACCAAACCCAACGCCAAACCACAACACACAGAAAGAAACAACGGACUCCAGCAGAUUAGCUAAGGCCAACGAUGGCGAAGGGACAGCCCUGCGGAAUGAAGGUGAUGCUGUCCCAGGCUCGCGUCUGGUCCCUUCUUCCUCCUGGUACUGGCCAGCUCGGGACUCCAGGGGUCACUGGCUUUGUGGGGACACAGGGAUCGGAGUAAGUGGGAGUUGUCCGGGAGCCCCCCCCC
Perognathus longimembris pacificus (Pacific pocket mouse) is the source of this 1880-nucleotide messenger RNA. It is a transcript of the gene Pdgfa, whose product is annotated as platelet derived growth factor subunit A. Bases 700 to 1332 code for a protein of 210 amino acids. Gene Ontology annotation, cellular component: membrane. Gene Ontology annotation, molecular function: growth factor activity; platelet-derived growth factor receptor binding. The transcript is spliced from 7 exons. The record is from RefSeq and is a predicted model, not a curated record. Gene Ontology annotation, biological process: positive regulation of ERK1 and ERK2 cascade; positive regulation of protein autophosphorylation; platelet-derived growth factor receptor signaling pathway. NCBI's taxonomy places the organism in Eukaryota, Metazoa, Chordata, Mammalia, Rodentia, Heteromyidae.